UACUAGUCGACCGAACAAAGUCCUAAAGCCAAAAGCUUUACAAACUGGAGAAGUGAUUAGGAGCUGUUGGGAGUGUGGUAUUGUGGAUUUCAGGCGCAGCUGGGAUUUUUUUGGUUAGUGUUUGACACCUAGGCUUGCCGGAUUUUAAAAGAAGCAAUUUGAAUCCUUUUUGACCUGCAAUGGCUAAUGAAGCUCGGCCUUGUCCUUGUGACAUUGGGGACAAGUUUGACUAUGGGGGCCUGGGAGAGGAAGUGCAAGUUGAACACAUCAAAGCAUAUCUAACUAAACCUUCAGCGGAGACUGACAAGGCUGUGAUUGUAGUCCAGGAUAUCUUUGGAUGGGAGCUUCCUAAUACCAGAUACAUUACUGAUAUGCUUGCAAACAAUGGAUACACAGCUAUUUGUCCUGACUUUUUUGUUGGUAAAGAACCUUGGAGUCCUGCUAAUGACUGGGCCAUGCUCCAAGAAUGGCUGAAGACCAGGUCACCAAGAGAAGUUAGUAGGGAAGUAGAUGCUGUCUUGAAAUAUCUGAAAGAGCGCUGUAAUGCUAAGAGGACUGCAGUGGUUGGAUUUUGCUGGGGUGGAGUUGCCACCCAUCAUAUGAUGCUGCAGUAUCCCGAACUAAAAGCUGGAGUGUCUGUCUAUGGUAUAAUCCGUGACGAUGAUGGAAGAUAUGAUUUAAACCAUCCCACACUGUUUAUCUUUGGUGAAAAGGACACUGUCAUUCCUCUUGAUCAGGUGUCACUUCUACAAGAGAAUUUGACAAAACACUGCAAGGUGGAUUUUAAAGUAAAAAUUUAUCCAGGGCAGACUCAUGGUUUUGUACAUCGCAAGAAAGAAGACAUCAACCCUGAAGACAAACUUUACAUUGAAGAGGGAAGAAGAGAUAUGAUCAAUUGGCUAAACAAAUACAUGUAGCCAUCCCAGUCGGUUUUUGUAAUCUACUUCUCACGCUAAAAUGUCUCAAAGUAAUUAUUCAGAACUUGGUUAUCUGAUCACACUCAACUAAUGAUGAACUUUUGUAUCAGUGAAAAUAUAAUUACAUGGUCAGUCAAGUUUAGGAACCUUAUCAGUAACUUUAGGGCAUGCCUGGAAACCUAAAUCAUUGUUUGAAAUAUGAUUAAUAAUGUAAUUUGUACCAGUUAGUGAACUAACUUAAAGCUUUUCAAAAUGUGGCUAUUGGCACCAAUGAUAAUCUUUGGAAAAAAUGCAUCUGUUAAUUACUGUCCUAUGUGUAUUUCCCAUGCAUUCUAUAUAUUGAUAUUCCUAACAUUUAUUAUAUAAUGAAGUUCAGUUUAAAGUUAUGUGCGUAUAUAAAUUGCUGCCUAUGUACUCAGUUGUGAAGUCACUUUUAUAUGAGAGUAAUAUGUUAGUCAUUUCAAAUUUCAAAGAUAACAUAAGAAGACAAAUGAAUUAAACAGACAAAUUUUAUUUUAAAGCACCUAACAUUGUUAAUGGGGAAGAGACAGUGCAGUUCCUAAUGUGUAAUAAGAGUUUCACAAGACAUAAUUUUGAAUGAAGGUACCUAACAGUUGGCAAUUGUUUAGCGUUGAUAAUUGUAUUGAAACACAUUUAAAAUGUACAAGAACUUAAACUAAAAUUGUUCAAUAUAAGCA
Protopterus annectens (West African lungfish) is the source of this 1615-nucleotide messenger RNA. RefSeq names its product carboxymethylenebutenolidase homolog (gene CMBL). The record is from RefSeq and is a predicted model, not a curated record. The transcript has 6 exons. Gene Ontology annotation, molecular function: hydrolase activity. The coding region runs from base 180 to 917 and encodes 245 amino acids. Lineage: Eukaryota; Metazoa; Chordata; Ceratodontiformes; Protopteridae.